Messenger RNA from Aspergillus affinis, 2136 nucleotides. RefSeq names its product SGNH hydrolase. Gene Ontology annotation, biological process: triglyceride catabolic process. The record is from RefSeq and is a predicted model, not a curated record. NCBI's taxonomy places the organism in Eukaryota, Fungi, Ascomycota, Eurotiomycetes, Eurotiales, Aspergillaceae. Bases 1 to 2136 code for a protein of 711 amino acids. Gene Ontology annotation, molecular function: triacylglycerol lipase activity. The transcript is spliced from 2 exons.
AUGGCUCCCCUGGCAUGGAGCGUUCUACUUCUUGUGCUACUUGGCCAUACCAUCUCCGCUGUUUCUUUAUACCCUCGCUCUGAUGUGUCCGACGCAGACAUUGGUCUAUCGUCUAAUGUCCCUCCUGUCGGUGCUCCACUCGACCUGGAUGAUACCCUGACCUCUGACGCCCCGGUUCUUGAACCUCGAGAAGACAAAAGGGACGAUCACGAUCCUAAAUCGUUCGAAUGGAUCAGACGGUGGGCCGCACUUGGGGACAGUUUCACCGCAGGGAUUGGGGCAGGCAAUCUGUUCAAUGGUACCGAGGACGACAUAAAAUGCUCUCGGUACGACCGAUCGUAUCCUGCCAGAUUGAAGCUGGCUUUCCCCGAGGAUGCGGACUUCCAAUACCUUGCAUGUUCCGGAGAUCGCACGGAGCAGAUCCAUGCACAGACCAUGAGACUGAAAGAAGGUCAAGAUCUGGACCUGGUCAUUCUGACCGGCGGGGGAAACGACCUUUGUUUGUCCGAUAUUAUCAAGCGCUGCGUGUUGAUGCCUUUCCAAAGCGACAAGAAAUGCGACGAGGCCCUCGAGAGAGCAGACAAUAACCUAGAACAUCUGCUAACUGAUAAUAUCCGAAGCGUGCUCGCUAAGCUCGAUGGCUAUGUGCGUAGAAACGGUCUCGUCCUCUAUGUUCUGUACGCCGAAUUCUUCAAUACCGACCUUGAGAAGUGCGGCUUGAACCAAGACUGGACCCUGGGCAGGCUUGGAGAGGCACUGCCCUUGACGAAGAAGAAGCGUCAGAAGUUCAACAGCCUGGUGACUCGGACCAACGACGUGAUCCGGAAGGCCAUCGACGCUGUCGUUGAGGAAGACGGGUUAAGAUACCGAAUUCGAACCGUCGACUGGAACGAGUUCCCCAAGAGUGGCGUCCGGGGCCAGUUCUGUCAGCCGGGGACCAAGGGUAUGUACCCGGAUCCCGGCCAGCCGGACCUGCAAUUUUUCAAAACGAAUACUGCCCAGAUCCAAGACAUUCCCCCGUAUACUGGAGAGGGCAAACGAGAUGUGGCGGUCGAGCAGGCCGAGGACAGGCUCUGGUACAGCUCGCGCAUCUACAAGUCGAUCAACCCGGUGGCUCUAGCAGAGCGCCACCUCGACCCGCGCGCGCCCCUUCCUCCCCAUUGCCCCGGGGACCGAGAAAAGGCGGACGAAAAUCAACUGGAAGAAUGGUUGAAAGAUGCGAUCGAGAGCUGGGGCUUCGGUCUACCAGAUGGCAUUGGCAAGCUCUUCCAUCCGAACGAGCUGGGCCACGCGACAAUCGCAUCAUUCGCAAUGCAAGAGCUCAUCAACGCGCGGUCCGAGGAGCUCGGGACCUACAAUCCGCGGUGUGAGAAUUUCAACAAGUUCGAAUGCAACAAAAAGGGCGACGAGUGGUCGAAUUACUACGCGAAUGUCGACUCAGCCGUCCAGGCCAGGAACACCUUCUGCAAAGGUGAACUCCCGUUGACGUGGAAGGAGGUCGCUCCCGGUCGGUAUAAGCACAGGAGAACGUACUUCCGCGAUACCCCCGACGAGGUGCACUUCGAGGUCAUCUCGAGAUACACGUCCUUUAAUAGGGACGAAUGUCACGAUUCCUUCGACCGCAUUAUUCACAGCUGCGACGGCCUCGACCCCGAGAACCCUUUGAACUUCAAGUAUGGAGGGCGCUGGAACCGCGGGGAAAAUGUCUACCAGCUGACAAUGGGCGGCGGCCACAUCAAGCGCAUCAAGGAAGUCCCGAAGAAGCGGACAGGCCAUUGCGCGUUUACGGAUGUAGGUGAAGGCUACCGGUUCUUCCUGCAAGGCUCGGGCUUUCGCGCGUAUGACUUUGGUCAGUACAGCGUCUGGCCUGCUGCCCAGGACUGUGGCCAGCGACCAAAAUACGUGCACAGCUUUGAUUUCCAUUACUUCCCCACCCCCGAGGAUGGCAUGGAGUGGCAAGCCGCGUUCUCGGUCAGAGUCAAAGAAAGCAGCAUAGGGAGCGGCGUGCAAGUCGUGGCCAGAUGCUCUGGGAUAUUCACGACCUUGGGAGCAGACGACAUCCCGUGUUACGGAUUACACACUGACAAAGACAAGGCAGAUUGGAAUAAACCGGGUUGGAAGCAUGAUGAGCUCUAG